Andrographis paniculata is the source of this 2147-nucleotide messenger RNA. Its product is annotated as ankyrin repeat-containing protein At5g02620-like. The transcript has 6 exons. Gene Ontology annotation, molecular function: protein phosphatase regulator activity; protein phosphatase 1 binding. Gene Ontology annotation, cellular component: plasma membrane. The coding region runs from base 384 to 2000 and encodes 538 amino acids. The record is from RefSeq and is a predicted model, not a curated record. NCBI's taxonomy places the organism in Eukaryota, Viridiplantae, Streptophyta, Magnoliopsida, Lamiales, Acanthaceae.
CUUUAUUUUUAUUUUUUAUUAUUUUUAAAUUUGUUCACAAUAUGAACCCAUGUGUCGCCUUUUUGUGCACUUAAUUUACUUCCCUCUCUCUUCUCCAACCAUUUCUUGAAUCUCACAAAUUUUGGGGAGCUGCAAUUUUGGAAUCUCAAUCUGGGUUUGAUUUUCAGGGUUCUUCAAUGGCGGAAUGAUUGCUGCUCAUAAAGUUGAAAAACGUGUGGGGAAUGAAAUACUGUGUUUAUGGUUAUGGAGUGUGAAAGGAAUUUCAAAAAUUAGUUCAGAUCGAAUUCUUAGACAAGAACUUUAUCCAUAUGCUUCACGUGUGCACUCUGCAAUUUUCUUACAGUUCUUCGAUCUGAGCUUUCGGAAUUUCCUAAAACUUAGCGAUGGAGCUGAAGCCAUUGAAGAAGCAGUUGACCGGCGGCAAGCGCGACGACACGCCGCUGCACGCCGCCGCCAGGGCGGCGGAUUCCGGCGCCGUUUCCGACAUCAUCGCCGGAUGUAAAGACGAUGAGGAAGAGCUGGAGCAGCUUCUGUCCAAGCAGAAUCAGUCCGGCGAAACCGCCCUCUACGUCGCGGCGGAGUGUGGACACGUGGCAGUCGUCCAGACGUUGAUCAAGCACUAUGACGUCGUUUCCGCUGGCCUCAAAGCUCAAAACGGCUACGACGCUUUUCACAUCGCCGCCAAGCUCGGCCGAUUAGAAGUAGUUAAGGUUCUAAUGGAGGCGAUGCCCCAACUGGUGGCGACGGUGGACCCAUCGAAUACGACGCCGCUACACUCGGCGGCGGCGCAGGGCCACAUCGGCGUCGUCGAUUUCCUUCUGGACAGAAACAGCAGCCUCGCGACGAUAGCGCGAAACAACAGCAAGACAGCGCUGCAUUCAUCGGCGAGAAACUGCCAUUUGGAGGUCGUCGUCGCCAUUCUAACCAAAGAGCCGGGAAUCGUGACAUGGAGCGAUAAAAAGGGACAGACGGCGCUGCAUAUGGCCGUCAAGGGCAAUAGCACCCGCGUCGUCGACGAGCUUAUCGCUGCCGACGAGUCUUUGCUCGCCAUUGUCGACGGAAAAGGCAAUACCGCUUUGCAUAUCGCCACUCGCAAAGGCCGCGCCGAAAUUGUUCGGACUCUGUUGAAACACAAAGGGCUUUGCAAAGAAGUCGUGAAUAAGUCGGGGGAGACGGCGUUGGACACCGCCGAGAAAACCGGAAAAGCGGAAAUCACGAGCAUUUUGAUCGAGCACGGAGUUAAGAGUGCAAAGUCGAUGGCGGCGGCGCCUCCGAGCGCCGCUCGGGAGCUUAAGCAAACGGUGAGCGACAUAAAGCACGAGGUGCACGAUCAACUCGAGCACACACGGCAAACACGUCGACGGGUGCGCGGCAUCGCUAAGCGCCUCAACAAGAUGCAAUCCGAAGGGCUCAACAACGCCAUAACUUCGACCACCGUCGUCGCCGUCCUCAUCGCCACCGUCGCUUUUGCUGCCAUUUUCACACUUCCCGGUCAAUACGCGGACAAUCCCAAAAACGUCGCGGCGGGGUAUUCUCUGGGGGAGGCGAACAUCGGGCCGAACAUUGAGUUCGCGAUCUUCUUGAUCUUCGACUCGCUGGCGCUGUUCAUAUCGCUGGCGGUGGUGGUGGUGCAGACGUCGGUGGUGGUGGUGGAGAGGAACGCGAAGAGGCAGCUGAUGGCGAUCAUCAACAAGCUGAUGUGGCUGGCGUGCACGUUCGUGUCGGUGGCGUUCCUCGCCCUCUGCUACAUUGUCGUCGGGAAGAAGGAGCGGUGGCUGGCUGUGGGCGUCACGGUCGUCGGGACGGUGAUCAUGGCCACGACGCUCGGGACGCUCUGCUACUGGGUGGUUGUGUACCGCAUCGAGGCCAGGCGGAGCCUGCGGCGGUCGUCGACGAGGAACAGCACCAGGUGGGGGUCGUGGCCGGCCACCGGCGCCGCCGUGUCGGAAAAUUCGGAUGUGGCUGCGGAGGAUGAACAUAAGAUCCUCUAUGCUCUGUGAUGCUGAAUUAAUGUUUAUAUAUAUAUAAUUUUUACAAUGUUUUUUUUUGGGAUUUUAAGGUUUUAAUUUGUAAAUAUGGCUAGAAAUUAAUGCAAUGGUCACAUUCUCAUCCUCGGGUGAUACACUCUCUCUAAUUUUCAAAUUAAG